This is a messenger RNA of Purpureocillium lilacinum, 177 nucleotides long. The record is from RefSeq and is a predicted model, not a curated record. Lineage: Eukaryota; Fungi; Ascomycota; Sordariomycetes; Hypocreales; Ophiocordycipitaceae.
AUGUCGUCAACUGCGGCGCCAAGAACCCGGUCAGCUACGUACCAGACAGCAUACCCAUUGUUCCCACAAUGUAGUAUGUACGUAUGUAGUCGUGCUACGCAUGAAGUGCGUGCUUUGAGUUUUAGAUCACAGCCUACGUUAUGCGACGAAAAAGCGCAAGAUAGACCAAAAAGGUAA